UUUGUGGGAAGCCUGACACUCUGUUCAGUUAUGGAGGGUGUGGCCUGGACCUCUGUCAUCCUAAGCAGGGUUCGUCAGGAACUUUGAUUUGGGACACACCCUUGUUAGAACACAUAUCUAUUCUUUCUACUGGUCUAAGCUUAGGUGACCCCUUCUCUCCAGUUAGCUCCCCUUACUUCCUCUAGGAAAACCCUCUCCACAUUGCAUUCUUCUAUUUGUUGGGCUUCGGAGUCCCCAUGCUUUGGAAUGCUGAGGACAGGGCAGGAGGAUGUUGUGCAGAGAGAGAUGGCAUUGAUUUCAUCCCAUCCCUAAAGAAGUCCUGGGCUCUGGACUCUUCUGUCUUGGCUCUCUUUGGCCCCCUCCUCAUGCAUAUCCUGAGCCCCUAAGGCAUCAUUUAGCUAUAUCUGGAUGUCUGGCAUGGAGUCUCCAUCACACACCAGGCCUCAUAGUCUCCCCCACGUGUGUUCCUUGUCCAUCUUGUCUCAGCACAUUGCUCAACUAUGAAAUUUGGAACCAUGGCUACCAUAUGCCCUCACUCUCUUAUCUCCCCCUCCUGCCCUGUGUACUACUUCCUUAAGUGCUGUGCCCUGCUCAGUGUUCAGGAUAUUCCACUCACUGAGUUUCUGGCUUCACUGUCUCUCAAUACUGACAGCCAAGUCUCACCUGCCCACUUUCCUCUUUCCACCACCUUCAACAGAGGGCCUUCCAGGCAGUGGGCACUAUCCCCAUUGAUUGCCUUUAGCCUUCUCAGAGAAUCAGACCAAUUCUGAUAAGGUUAAUGGUCCUUCAGACUCUGGCCAGGUUUUUGGCUUCUAUAUCUGCCCCCAGGCUGGUUCAUGGACCACUGCUGGGCAGGCUGUAGGCCAUGCCUGGCUGCUUUCCUGGUUUGUAACAGGGUGAUUCUCUAGCAGGGUGACCCAAAGUUUCUCUUAGCUUAUGUCCUUAUAGCUUUUACAGGCAUGCUCACACCCCUUCUCCUACCCUGAGAAAGUCAAAUGGAGAUCAUAGACUCAAUCAAAGCAGAGCUGGCUAGGUGGUGUCUGUGACCCAUAGCCGACUCACGUGUAUCCCGUAGCUAUGGCUCAGCUUUGCACCUGUAGCAGACACCAUCGCACAGCACUUCUUCCUGUCCAUGGAGCAGGUCAACUGGCUGUCACUAGUCUACCUUGUGGUAUCCAUCCCAUUUGGCAUGGCGGCCAUCUGGGUUCUGGACUCUGUUGGGCUCCGUGGAGCGAGCACCAGCGAGCCACAGCUAACAUGAUCGGCACUAUGUCAAAUCCUCUGGGCAUCCUUAUGGCAAAUGUACUGUCUCCUGCCCUGGUCAAGAAGGCAGAGGACAUCCCCAUGAUGCUUGGCAUCUACAUUGUCCCUGCUGCCCUGGCCUGUCUCCUGGCCACUGCCUGCCUCUGGGAGAGUGUGCCCCCUACCCCGCCAUCUGCCGGGGCUGCCAGCUCUACUUCAGAGAGUUUCUUCCAUGGCCUCAGACUGCUCAUACAGAAUAAGGCCUAUGUCAUCCUGGCUGUAUGCUUUGGUGGUGGCAUAGGUAUCUUCUCCAGCUUCUCAGCCCUCCUGGAACAGAUCCUUUGUGCCAGUAGCUACUCCAAUGAGUUCUCAGGCCUCUGUGGGGCUCUCUUCAUCGUGUUUGGGAUUUUGGGGGCACUGCUUCUAGGCCUGUAUGUUGAUCGGACCAAGCACUUCACUGAGGCCACCAAGAUAGGCCUCUGUCUGACUUCAAUGACCUUCGUGGCCUUUGCUCUGGUGUCCCGGCUGCAGGGUCAGACCUUUGCGCUGGCCGCCAUCUGCUCCCUCCUUGGGCUCUUUGGCUUCUCAGUAGCACCUGUGGUCAUGGAGCUGGCAGUUGAAUGCUCGUUUCCUGUGGGUGAAGGUGCCUCUGCUGGCUUGAUUUUUGUCCUGGGGCAGGCCGAGGGUGUGCUCAUCAUGCUGCUACUGACAGCCCUGACUGUGAGGCGAACAGGUCCAUCCUUUUCUACCUGUCAGCAGGGUGAGGAGCCUCUAGACUGGACAGAGUCUCUGCUGCUUCUGGCUGGCCUGUGUACUCUGUUCACCUGUGUCUUGGUGCUCUUCUUCGACACUCCAUAUCGGCGCCUGGAGGCUGAGUCUGGAGGACCCCCUUCAUCCAGGAUGUGUGCCAGAGAGCCAACGAUAAUAAGCCCCACCCAAGUGCCACCCCUUGAGACUCGGGGCUUAACACCUCCAGCUGGGGCCUUGCAGGAAGCUCCUGACCCUGCUUCUCUCCUCAAAGGACACUCAGAACGGGCAGAGACAUCUAAUAAAGCAGAGGCUUGCUAGGGUCUCGUUGUGCCAGCCAUGCUAAGAGCUCAGAUAGGGACACAGGGUCCUUAGCAUACCUAGAGCAUGAUGGGAUGGCCUUUUGGUCCUCAGGUAGACAAUGCUUGAUUAAAAAUAACUGCCGUUGUAUGGGUACUGGUCAGUUAGGGUGGACUCUGGUGGCGGCGGCUGCAGAGAGGGCCUGUUCAUGGGGGGAGGGAGUGAGUGGGCGAUUACUGGUAGGCGACUGAGGGAGUUCUGAGGGCUAUGGCAUGGCCAGUCUGAGGUAGACAGGUGUAGGAAGACUUUGUCUCAACUGUAUGACCAGACAGCCUGAUUCUAAGAUAGCACAGAGGGCAGAGAGCUGGUCUGAGCAGAGCGGGAGCAGAAGGAUCUCUGGUGGACACCUUCCCUCCAAUGAACACUCACAGGCAAGCUUGUGUGUCUAACUUUAUUGAACUUGCUGCAGUUUGC
Onychomys torridus (southern grasshopper mouse) is the source of this 2763-nucleotide messenger RNA. It is a transcript of the gene Slc49a3, whose product is annotated as solute carrier family 49 member 3. Gene Ontology annotation, biological process: transmembrane transport. NCBI's taxonomy places the organism in Eukaryota, Metazoa, Chordata, Mammalia, Rodentia, Cricetidae. The record is from RefSeq and is a predicted model, not a curated record. The transcript has 9 exons. Gene Ontology annotation, molecular function: transmembrane transporter activity. Bases 1078 to 2310 code for a protein of 410 amino acids. Gene Ontology annotation, cellular component: membrane.